Neocloeon triangulifer is the source of this 1370-nucleotide messenger RNA. RefSeq names its product 26S proteasome regulatory subunit 6B. Gene Ontology annotation, molecular function: ATP hydrolysis activity; ATP binding; proteasome-activating activity. Lineage: Eukaryota; Metazoa; Arthropoda; Insecta; Ephemeroptera; Baetidae. Gene Ontology annotation, cellular component: proteasome regulatory particle, base subcomplex. Gene Ontology annotation, biological process: proteasome-mediated ubiquitin-dependent protein catabolic process. The record is from RefSeq and is a predicted model, not a curated record. Bases 58 to 1305 code for a protein of 415 amino acids. The transcript has 8 exons.
AGCGAGCGUCGACUCCACCUGGCGUGACUGGCGACUUCGUAAACGUAAACUGCAAACAUGGAGGAGAUGAGUGUUACAAUUUCGGAAAGGGAGGAUAACAGUCAGGACUUCAAACCAACACCCCUGACCACCUUGACCUCUUACGAUGGCUUAGACAACGAGGACCUCUACACAAAGUACAAGAAACUGCAAAUGCAGCUUGAGUUCCUGGCCGUGCAGGAGGAAUACAUCAAGGACGAGCAGAGGAAUUUGAAGAACGAGUACUUGCACGCCCAGGAGGAGGUGAAGCGAAUCCAGAGUGUCCCUCUGGUUAUUGGACAGUUCUUGGAGGCCGUUGACCAGAACACGGGCAUCGUCGGCAGCACAACUGGCUCAAAUUACUAUGUGCGGAUAUUGUCCACCAUCGACAGGGAACUUCUGAAGCCUUCGGCCAGCGUUGCCCUCCACAAGCACAGCAAUGCCCUUGUUGACGUUCUUCCCCCUGAAGCCGAUUCCUCCAUUUCCAUGUUGGGAGCAGACGAGAAGCCCGACCUUACUUAUGCAGACAUCGGUGGAAUGGACAUGCAGAAGCAGGAAAUCCGAGAGGCGGUCGAACUGCCCCUGACCCACUUUGAACUGUACAAGCAGAUUGGCAUCGACCCUCCCCGAGGUGUCCUCAUGUACGGCCCUCCCGGCUGCGGCAAAACCAUGUUGGCCAAGGCUGUUGCCCACCACACUACUGCUGCCUUCAUUCGAGUGGUCGGCUCGGAGUUUGUGCAAAAGUACUUGGGUGAAGGACCUCGAAUGGUGCGAGACGUCUUCAGAUUAGCAAAGGAAAACUCCCCAGCCAUCAUUUUCAUUGAUGAAAUUGACGCCAUCGCCACAAAGAGAUUCGACGCCCAGACUGGUGCCGACAGGGAGGUGCAGCGAAUUCUUCUUGAGCUGCUCAACCAGAUGGACGGCUUCGACCAAACCACCAACGUCAAGGUCAUCAUGGCCACCAACCGUGCUGACACCCUUGACCCUGCCCUUCUCCGUCCAGGCCGUCUGGACAGGAAAAUUGAAUUCCCAUUGCCGGACAGACGGCAGAAGAGACUCAUCUUCACCACCAUCACAGGCAAGAUGAACUUGAGUGAUGAGGUCGACCUUGAGGACUACGUUGCCCGGCCGGACCACAUUUCCGGAGCCGACAUCAAUGCAAUUUGUCAAGAGGCUGGAAUGCAUGCAGUGAGAGAAAACCGAUACAUUGUCUUGCCCAAGGACUUUGAAAAGGGCUACAAGAACAACAUCAAGAAGGAUGAGUCUGAACAUGAGUUCUACAAGUAAAUGCUUAAGAAUUAUUUGCGUAUUUGUCUUCAUAAAUAAAUUAAAUAACUGAAAAUGUUUAUUUA